AUGCCUCGUCAGAUUACCAACUUUUCUGGCGCGUGCGCGCGUUGUCGUGCUAAGAAGCUCAAGUGCGAUAAAGAUGCUCGAGUCUGCUCCAACUGUCACCGCGCAAAGACUUCCUGCAUCGAGAUUGAUCCGGUCUCGGGGGAGCAAUACGAGAGAGGAUACAUCGAAGACUUAAAGGCGCGAGCAGCCUAUCUUCGAGCCGCCUAUCUUGAAGCUCAAGGCAACAGACCAUUUGCGCAGGCCGUACGCACCAAUGACUCGACUCCUCUUGAGCUUCAAGGGCACGGCAUCUCGCCAAACGUCAGAUCUAUUGCCGGGUCUUCAUCCAAAGCUACAGGAACUCCCAAAUUCACCGACGGCAGUAUAUUUAGCCUUGGACACCUAGUAGCAGCCGCGCUGUCCACGCACUUUUCCCAGGGAACUGGAUUCCAAGCAGGGUCACUGCUGCAGCCUCAAACUGAUGGCAUUGAAAUCUCGUUGAGUGACGAGGACAACCUACCACCUCUCUCGGAGGCCUGUGAUCUGACUGAUGCCUAUUUUGAGAUUGGCUUCCACAGGGUCUCUCCUUUUAUGAGUAAAAGUCGGGCAUACGAGCAGAUUGAACGCUUGUAUGACAAUCGCUCUGCCUCGAGUUCCCCCUUGGAAAGAAAAAAUGACUUGUACCAGCUAUUCAUGAUUUUUGCUGUUGGGCUACCAUUUUCGAGACGACCAUCAUCAAGUAAAUCUCCAAUCCAUUACUAUGCUUCCGCCAUGCAAUAUGCCGAAGAGGUCUUGUCACUCACAGAUGGCGAGACACAAAUACAAAACACUCUGCUACUCCUUGUUUUCGCUCACCAGCACGCUACUGGGAUCGGUAGCAGAUGGAAACUCGCGAGACAGGCCAUGAGGACGUGUAUUCAGCUCGGAUACCAUAGGGCUCCCUCCAACCCGCUAGAUGCGGUAACCGAACAAAGGCGCAGACGGCUGUUUUGGUGCUGCUACGUCCAGGAGCGAUUUGCUGCAUGCGGUUUGGGACGGCCUAUAGCAAUUGCGGAUCAUGAUAUUACCGUUGAGAUGCCCGACUACGUCUGUCUAGAUGACCUGGAAAAGGGGCUUGACACAAGUAUACCUAAUGGAGCCGAGGUUGCUGUACUCAUCCGACAAUCUCAACUGCGAAGAAUCUCGACAAAGGUCCGCGAACAGCUCUACGCAAGACGUACAAACGACAGCUUCCAAGCCAAGGCAGAGGCCGCUACUCUCCUCUAUGCAGAGCUCGAACAGUGGCGCCUUUUACACGAAGAAACAAGCACCAUCUCUCAUUCUCCAUGUAUCUUUCUGACAAAAGAGUACAUGGAAGUCAACUUUCAUCGAGAGAAGCUCUUUAUUUUCUCUACAUUAGUCGUGCCUACCGGGCAGGAGGCGCAUUUGUUUAAGCCUGAUGUGACAUAUCUCAGGCAUUGCUUAGACCCAGCCGUUCAAAUUAUCUUCCUUUACCAAACUCUGUUGGCUAAGGGUGUCAAGAUGACAUUAUGGACAUGGAUACAAGAUAUACUACGCUCAGGGUUCAUGAUUCUAUACUGUGGAAUCCACACAUCAAACAUUCUCAGCGGCCAAAACGAAGCCGCUGCUUCUUCCAUAGCCACAAACCAGAUCCCGGAACCUCAAUCAAUCAUAAAAGCCCUCGACGACUGUCGACAGAUGCUAAAAGACAUUUCUCUAAAGUGGUCGGCAGUGACUCCACACUGGGUGGCAUUUGACCGGCUGUCCUGCGACGUGAGGAAAUUAAUCGAGAAUAGCUCAUCCCCGGGAGCGAUUCUGGGUGGACAAGGUGCGGGGAGCAACGAUAUGUCUGUGAACCAGACGAUGAACCAGGGCCUUUGGGAUGUGCCGAUGGAUAUGUCGUACUGGGAUGAUUUGUUGGAUGGGGACAUGAAUAUGAACGAGGUGUUUGGGUUUGAUAUGAACACCUUUGCGUGA
Messenger RNA from Trichoderma aggressivum f. europaeum, 1956 nucleotides. Its product is annotated as transcriptional regulator family: Fungal Specific TF. The transcript is spliced from 8 exons. NCBI's taxonomy places the organism in Eukaryota, Fungi, Ascomycota, Sordariomycetes, Hypocreales, Hypocreaceae. The record is from RefSeq and is a predicted model, not a curated record. Gene Ontology annotation, biological process: positive regulation of transcription by RNA polymerase II; DNA-templated transcription. Bases 1 to 1956 code for a protein of 651 amino acids. Gene Ontology annotation, molecular function: zinc ion binding; DNA-binding transcription factor activity, RNA polymerase II-specific; sequence-specific DNA binding.